This is a messenger RNA of Podarcis lilfordi (Lilford's wall lizard), 28964 nucleotides long. The record is from the annotation of a GenBank genome assembly. NCBI's taxonomy places the organism in Eukaryota, Metazoa, Chordata, Lepidosauria, Squamata, Lacertidae.
CGCUUCCGCUUCCGCCGCCGCCUGAGGGGAAACCGAACCAUCCCGAGCAAGAUGGCGUCGCUCUCCGUCUUGCAGGCCUCGCCGGCCGGGGGAUUCAGCUUCCACAACUGCGCCCGGUCAGUGGCGGCCCCGGCGGGGGGGGGGGAGGCAGGAGGCGGCGUCUGGCCGGGGGGGGCGAGGGCGGCGUCGGCGUCGCGGGCGCCGGGGGGGAGGGAGCCGGGCGGGCGGUGACUCAGGAGGCUGCGAGGCCUAGCGAGGCCCUGGCGCGGGUGGGAGGGAAGGGGCUCCUCUGAAGAAACAACAGCAAUGGUAAUAAGUAGCGCGCGUUUCCCCGCGGAUCUUCCUUCACGGCCUUCGGAUUCGCCUGAGCGCUCAAGCCGCCCUGGGACCCGGGGACGCUGCAGUCUUCGCGGGGGGGGGGCGGGAGGAGGAGGAGGCCCCCCCCGGGAAGUGGCUGAGCGAGACCCCCGAGGGCCGCCCGUGGGGCGAGGGGAGAGGCGGCGGGGGACCUUGAUCUCAGAGAGAGAAGGAAGGGCUGUCGCUUCGUCACUGUCAACCUCUUGGAAAGCUCACACCUGAGGGUUUCUUAUCCACGCGUGGAUUUCUUUCCUCCUCAGUAACUAGGCAACUGACGGAGGGGGGAAAUAGCGCUCAGGUUCUUUGCGGGGGGGGGGGAGACGGGAAUAAUAAUAAUAAUAAUAAUUUAUAUCCUGCCCUCCCCAGCCAAAACUGAGCUCAGAGCGGCUAACAUCAAAUGUAUGACACAUUAACAUAAAAUCACACAAUCAGUUAAAAUACAUCCUAAAAUCAGAUCAAGAUCAGCAUAAAUUCCAGUCAGAUGGCAACCUGCAGAUUAGGGUUGGGGGCCUUCAAUGCUCAUCAGGCCCAACUGUUUGUGCUGAACUUAUUGGGAGGCCACUUCCAUACAAGUUCUUAUGAAAGGGGAUGGGGAGUCAGACUGAACCCCGACCAAAAGCCAGGCGGAACAGCUCUGUCUUGCAGGCCCUGCAGAAAGAUGUCAAAUCCACCUUUUUAUCAUGCUGGGCAGCUCACGCAGUGGCUUUCAACCUGUGGGUCCCCAGAUGUUGUUAGACUACCACUCCCAUUAUCCCUGAGCUCUGGCCUUGCUAGCUAGGGGUGAUGGGAGUUGUAGGUUCGAUCCCCGCGUGGGACGGCUGCAUAUUCCUGCCUUGCAGGGAGCUGGACUAGGACCUGGUGAUCCUCUGGGUCCCUUCCAACAUUGCGGUGCUAUGAAUCCCAUGUUUGCCAAAUCGUAUCUCCUCCCGUAGGAGCAAAUGGUUGCUAGUUCUGCCACCCCCAAUUAUAGCGGCGGGGAGGGUAGAAGAGAAUUGCAGGUAUGGGGGGAGCGUGAGGGUUGUUGAUUUGGCUCCAAACUGCUUGUGUGUGCGCUGUCACCACCAAGGGAAAACACACUUGCCUGCUCCCCAAUAGGGUGGGUGGAGCACGCAAAAGCGAUCCAGUGUUGUAACCGACAGGUAGUCCAGCCCUUGGGCAGGCUUACUUAGAAGGUAAGUAAGGUUUGAUUUCAUUCUAGCAGGACCUGCUUAUACUCUUUAAUUUCUAACAAUAAAAAUUUUAAGUGCAUGACCAGCGUCCAAGGUGUGUGUGUCCUAUAAUGAACUAGUCAGGGGGCCAGAUUCAGGAAGCGAUGGGGGUAGGUUGUUUCUUCCUGACAGGGCUUUCUUCCUUUUAUUAAAUCGGGAGGUGUGGGGUGUUGUUGGGCUUGGUGCUUGCAUUGGUUCCUUUUGCUGCAUUCACUUCUUUCUCGUCCUCUGGCAAUUAGCGUAGCCAGGAUCUCCUUACACCAUUUAUGGAGAAGACUUUUUAAUUUUUAGCACCAGUGCCUGGUUUUCAUGAUUACCUCCUGUUGUAGGAAUUCUCAUCUUGAAGCGGAGGGGACCAAGAAGGGCCUGCGUCUUCCCACAGCCCGCAAGACUGGCACCACCAUUGCUGGGGUAGUGUUUAAGGUGAGGCCCAAUGCUUUUUGCAGUAAUAUCAGCUUUUUCAGUGUUUGUCCUAUGCAUGUCUACUCAGAAGCAAGUCCCGCUAAGCUUAGUGACACUUGCUUCCAGGAAAGUGGGCAUAGGAUUGCCAUCUCCCUUUCUUUCUCUAGGAUGGGGUGGUACUUGGAGCAGAUACAAGAGCCACUGAAGGGAUGGUUGUUGCUGACAAGAACUGUUCAAAAAUACAUUAUAUAUCUCCAAACAUUUAGUAAGUAUAUAUAUUACUAACCUUUUUCUAGGCCUGCUCAUGACCACAGAUUUUCUGGAAGUGGAAAGUUGCAAAGUAUUUGUUUCUAAUGGAGGGAACCAGGGAAAAGUAGGAAGAAAAAGCAUGGGUGUUUAAUUGUUCAUGUUUCACAAAGGGAUUUCUCUGUCCUGAAUAUAACCACCUGCUUUAAUGGACUGUCUAGUUAGCUCUUGAUUCCUACGGAGUGGCAAAUGUGUUCCGGGGGUGUGUGGGGCAGCUGCCAACCAAGUGUGGCCAUGGCUUCUAGAUAAUUGUUCAGAAGCUGCUUGUUUACUAAACGAAGUAAAUACGUUUGCAGUUGUUGCGGUGCUGGAACGGCCGCAGACACAGAAAUGACAACUCAGAUGAUCUCUUCUAACAUGGAACUCCACUCACUCUCUACUGGACGUCUUCCAAGGGUGGUCACAGCCAACCGGAUGCUCAAGCAGAUGCUCUUCAGGUAACUGGCUUGUGGACUGAGCGGUGCUGUUGCCACUCUUUGCCUCCUCCCCUUUCUCCCUUCAUUCAGUUAAGCAGUGUAGUUGGGAAAGUUCAGCAGUCGAGUGGCAUGUUCUAAAAUAUGUGUGUGUUUAAACAAUUUUACAAGCAGAAGCCUUCAGGGCAGCAUUUAAAAAUGGAAACUUUUGUGUUUGUCAUCAACAUUCAAAAUUAACCAGUCUCCAAUCUCUUUUUCGACUCAGUGGCGCCACCUAGCAACCAAAAUGAGAUUUCCAGCUAGGUGAUUUGUGACCAAGGUCUCUGGCUGUGCAGGAGAGCCAAGGCAGCAUCUGAAGCGGGGGUCCCUUUCUGCUUGCUCCCCAGGGAACUUUUUGAUGUGCUAAAGGAAUUUCUCCCUGGGGCCCAAAGCAGCCUUACUUGUGGUUCUUUCUCACUGCUGUUUUUGUUACCACCCCGAAAUGCAAGUGUUUAAAUACCUCCCAUCUAGCUGUGGCUGCCAGGCCACUGCACACUUCUGCCCAAAGGCUUGGACUUGCCAGCAAUGAGCUGCUGACCAUGGGAAAGAGAGUGUGACCCCCCAUCACAUGGUGGGAGAGAGGAGGGUGGGUGGACGGACUGGUGGGAGGGAGGCAGGAUUAUGCAAAAACGAGAUCUCCAGAGCACAGUCUCUUCCAAGGCUGCUAGGGGAGGGGAUGAAUUGGAAAGGACUCCUUACUGAAAAAAAGAGAGAGAGAGAGAGAGAGAGAGAGAACACAAACCAGAAGCUGCAGUGUGCCUCAUUGCAUGGCCACUUCCUCUACACCACAGUUGCAUGUAGGCUUUGUGUGGCAUCUCGGUGCCCUGUGUGGAGGGAGGGAGUCGGGAGGACUAGCCCCUCACCACAGCUGAUCAGCCUUACUUCCUCCUGCCCUUUGCUUCCAUGCCCUUCCUGCCCAAAGCUUUCACCCUGCUCGCCUCCAGAACAGGCUGGCUGGAGCCACUGGCACAUCCUACCGAGGGGGGCAGAAAAACUGCAGCAGAGAGGGAGGGAGAGGCAGAGGAUGUGCCCCUUUGCUGUGUGGGUGGCUGCUUGCUGGGGAUGGGUGGCUGGCUUGUGUGAGGGAUACCGCCUAUCUGCUGGCCUAGCAGAGCAGGCAGGCAGGAAGCAGCCCUUUAUGGGAUGUGGGUGGUGCUGUGGGUUAAACCACAGAGCCUAGGACUUGCUGAUCAGAAGGUUGGCGGUUCAAAUCUCCGCGACGGGGUGAGCUGCUGUUGCUCAGUCCCUGCUCCUGCCAACCUAGCAGUUCAAAAGCACAUCAAAGUGCAAGUCGGGAAGGUAAAUGGCGUUUCCGUGCGCUGCUCUGGUUCGCCAGAAGCGGCUUAGUCAUGCUGGCCACAUGACCCGGAAGCUGUACGCCGGCUCCCUUGGCCAAUAAAGCGAGAUGAGCGCCACAACCCCAGAGUCAUCCACGACUGAACUUAACUGUCAGGGGUCCCUUUACCUUUACCUUUAAAGCCUUUUAUACUGCAGAGUAAAGGGCUGCUUCCUGCCUGCUGAAUCUGCAAGGCGAGAGAGAUGCGGCUCUGUGAGCCUGCCUCCACCCGCCAACUCCAUGUGUCUACGUCUCUGGCUGGGACUCUUUGUCCUCCAAGCCAGAGACGGGGCAAUGCACAGCUGACAGGUGGGCAGACAGGCAACACUUCCUCCUCACCCCUCUCUCUUUGGGAAAACCUCAAGUCCCUGUGAAUCAAACCAGUGGUGAAGGCUGCCGGGUGCGCGGCCACCAUGUUUCCUCUUUGCUCAACUUCUGUUUGCGCAGCAUAAGCGGGGUGGGGGGUGGGUGCAGGUUUUGAGGCAGCUGCUUUAUACUCUCUGGGAAGCCCAUCAGUUUCACGAGAGGAGUCUUGAUGUUUCAACACCCUUGUUUUCCCGCUCCCUUUUAUGGGUUUAAAUAAAAGUGAGGGGUUUUCCCAUGCCUUUGAACUGCCGUCACCACCGGAGUUUGUGUGCAUUUUGAGAGAGAGAAAACUCUUCACAGAACUGCAUGGCUUGCACUGCUCCUGCCCUGCUUUUGCAAGUUGGCUGUGGGUGUGCUCUUUUGGUGCUGCGCUGCUUGCAGAUCCCCUGGCUCAUGCAGGCACACAGUCCUUUUUCCUUUUUUUUUUUUUAAUAGUUUUUAUUAAGAAUUUCAACAUAACAAAUUAUCAAAAACAUAUCAUCUUCAUUUCUCCCCUCCCUCUGCAACAACCUUUUUUUCCAAUGAAAAGGCACCUAGCAUUCUUGUAGUGCCUGGAAUGCAGGUUUAAGAUGUCGUUAGGCUCCUAGCUUUUAUACCCCAGUUUCUAACACUGUUUGGAAUGCGUUUCUGGUGUUCACACACUCUUAUGCUACACACAUUCAUGUCUUCCAGGUAUCAAGGUUACAUUGGUGCAGCCCUGGUUCUGGGUGGGGUAGAUGUCACUGGGGCCCAUCUUUACAGCAUCUAUCCUCAUGGAUCUACUGACAAAUUGCCUUAUGUCACAAUGGGUGAGUCUUUCCCUCUUACAAUUUAGGUAACUGCAGUGCCCACUAGUGGAAAUCUGUCGUAAUUAGUUUUUCUUUCCUCAUCUUUACUCGUGUGUGUGUGUGUGUGUGUGUGUGUGAGAGAGAGAGAGAGGGGGGGGAUUCUGAAAUGUCGUUAGCGUUGUAGAAAGUGAAAGUAAAACAGGGAUCUCAUUCUUUGUGUGAUCAUAUCUCUUGAUGCCUAAUAAUAAUACUUUAAAUCAUUGGCAAAUUGUAAAUGGCUGGGUGGGGAGAUGGGAAAUACAGCUUGUGCAAAUUUGCCAGAGACUCCCAGAGUGUAGCUUCAGUGCUGAAUGGCAAAUGUUUUGCUAAAUCAAAUCCCAAGGCAGUGGUUCUUCAUCAGAACAUUAAAGCAAACACACACAAAGUUUCUGAAAUGCCAUCAGAACCUCUAGAGAAAUUACACUAUAAGGAUGAUUUUAGAUUUCUUAAAGCAGCCCUGUAGCUUAUAUAGGGGUUGUCAGCAGCAAAAAUAAUGUUAGCUGACUGAAAAUACAGAUGUGUAGCCCUUGUCAGUGGAGAGUGCGAGAGCUUCUAAUUUUUUGUUUUUUUCCUCUUCAAAUGGAUGCAGUAGUUAAUAGGCAAAUGCUACUAUGGAUGUUUGGUUCACAUUGAUUCAGUUCAUUCUGACCCCAAUUUCACUUUGCUCUAAUGCUUUGCCGCCUAUAUGUACAAAACCCCCCACACCUCUGUGUUUACUAGGGUCCAACAUUUUUCUUAAAUUACUUGAAGAAAUGAUGUGUGUGUGUGCGCAGAAGCAUCUCUUACAGGUAGCCCUUGCUAGAUUAUGGAAGAGGUGUACUCAAAAAUUACUGCAUCUGUAUGGUUUAUUUUGAUGUUCUUUCAUGCCAGUGUUCGGGAAAAUUGGAGUCCUGGGCAUAGAGAAGCUUAGAACAACAGAGUGUAGCUUUUUUACACCAAUAGAUGGUGCCAUGGUACCCUACAAAGUAGUAAAUUAUUUAUUCUGUGCAUGAAAUCUAUUUUUGAAAGAAUGCUAUUAUAGGAUUUAUGAUGUAAUAUUCUAUUCAUACCCUUAUAUGAAUUAACAUAAAAUAUGAAAUUGGAUUAAUAUUUAUAAAUGUGCCCUGAAACUUAUAAAUUAUUAAACUGCUGAACAAUAAAUUACCUUGCUGCAUUUGUAUAGUGAAUGAUUAGUGACCCAAAACUGCAGGAUUCAUGUCUGCCUUGCACCAAGAAUCCUUUGACUCUGUUUUGUUUGAAGCUGUAGAGCAUGGCUAUCCUAUGAAUAUUGUUCACUGAACCAAGGGAAAGAAAUCUGACUGGUAAGGACUGCUGUCAUUAAAUGGGAAUAGGCUUCUAAGCCUAUGAAGCCUGACAGUAUUAAUCUGUCUGUUUUAUCUACUAUGCUGCUAUUCCUUUAAAAAGAGAAGAAGAAGAAGGCUGCAAUUCCAGCAUGUUUAAAAGCAAACCACACUGAACUCCACAGCACUUGUUUCCAAGUAAACGUGCUUAGGGUUGGGCUAUUGCAUACCUGACAAUGCUUCAUUACAGGGUACAUUGUGCAAAUCUCUGGUCUGGUAAAUAUCAUACAGUAUGGACAACUUCAGUCUACUGUUUAAAUGAUUUGUCCAAAUGUAGGGGCCAUGUUUUAGAUGUGAUACUGCAGGCUGAGAGUCUGAAAAAUGAAUUUCUUGCUCCAGUGUGCAGCAUACCUAAGGCUUAGGGAUUACAAUCUUAAAAUGAUCAUAAAACCAGACAUCAAAAUUCAUGCCCUCAAGCUCUGUUCUUGGGAUGGAUAUCUGGCACAGACAUGAAUGUCUUGCAGUGCCUCUACAUUGACACAACCCAGUUUUGGCCUCUUCUGGAAAGAAAGGAGCGCAUCCUUUUGAUGGGCAGGUGUGAUGCAAUAUGAACACAGUUUGUGUUUUUAGUACUCCCGUGAAGGCUGACUGAUCUCUUAUGUGCCAAAAUAUUAGCAUGAUUUUUAAACUCAACAUUUUGACAAGCUCCGCACUUAGGUUGGUGGCAGAGAAUACAUGUUUAAGCCAGAAGGACUUAGCUAUCACAGCAGAAUAGUAAAUACUCAGACCUGCUCAUAUUUGAUAAGAUGUUAGGCACAGACAAGGCAGCAGUAUUACUAUUCCAUGAUUCCUCCAUGUAUCUACAAACUGAAUGCUAAUUUCCCCAUACCUUUCUCUUGUUGUUUUAAGCAAUAUUUUACAUGUGUGUGCGUGUAAGGCCUAUGUAUUGUUGCUCAAAACAGGCAAAGAAUAGAAACCCAGCGUUUUGUGCCUAAAUAAGAGACCAGUGUCGUUCCUUAGAAGGAGUUUAAAACAUACUCAGUGCUUACUCAGGAGUGAAAACAUCAAAUUAAAGUGUUUAUGCUGACAAAGGACAAAUGCGGAUUUCAGCAAACGAUGCAAGAUUGUCUGAUUGCUGGCUUGUCUAGAAAAGCUUCUGGCCAUGGCUAUAUAAUGAAAUGCAUGCAUACAAUUAAAGGGCUUGAAGUCUGUACUUCAGACUUGGGAAGCAGCAAGAUGCAUUCUGGUGGUCUCUUGUGGCUGAGGCUGAUCUCUUGGCACCAGUAUUGUUUCAUAUUCAUAAAUCAGCUCUUCAUGCAUUGGCAAUGGCUGUCUGCCGCACAGGCAAUGCCACCAAGAGACCAGGCCUCUCAGCCAGGAACCAGAGUGAAAAAUGAUGCCGAUCGAUGGGUCUGUGGAGAGCACUGGAUAUCUACCUAGGAGGAACAGCAAAUUGAAUAACAAUGAGCGUUUGUGAAUAAGUGCGCUGUCAGGGACUGUUGACACUGAUGGAUUAGAGAAAUCUAAAUGUUACUCUCUUCACAGCGCAUUUGUUUGCCAGUGUGGCAGGCAGAGGCUGCAGCAAACAGGUUCUUGAGUGCUGGAAGAUGCAGAAGGCUAUUUAGUAAAAGAAAGCACUCUUCACUGAAUGUUUGACGUUCAGAAGGCUGCUAACUGCAGUGUGCAAAUGGACAAGUCCAAUAUCGGUUAAAUAUGGGACAGCAAGGUCAUUUUAAAACACAAAAAGUAUUUCUAGGUCAUCAGAUGUAUGAAGAGGAAUGCUGUGACUCUGUAAUGUAACUGUAAAGAGAACAUCAUUCAGAUAUUAUUAUUAUUAUUAUUAUUAUUAUUAUUAUUAUUAUUUAUAUAUUGCCCUAUACCCGGAGAUCUCAGGGCAGUUCACAGAAAAGAUUCCCUUGUUAUUCUUUCUGGGUCUAAUAAAAAAAAAUCACUCUUGAGAUUGGUGUAGAACUUAUUUCUAGGCUGUUUUUAAUUUAAAUGCAGGUAGCACUGAGAAACUUAUGUGCCCUUAUGUGUAAAAUAAACUCAGUUUAUUUUAAAAUAUUUUAAAAACCACCCUUUAUCAGUUAAGAUAUCCGGAUGAUGUGCAGAAUAAGACCAAAAGUGUCCAUAUAAGCACAAAAGCCCCACGUAUAAAAUACAGCCUAAACAACUUUACAAGGCAGCAAAAUAUAAUAGGGGAAUGACACACGCAAAGCAGCUCAAGCAAGCAGGAAAGUUUUGAAUUGGCACUGUGAAAGAUGACGUUGUCGGUGCCUGUGAAAUUCUGUGGGGAUGUUCCACAAUUGAAAUGCCAUGACAAGAGGCAUGUUCCUUCUUGUAGCAUGUUCAAUAAGAGCCUGGCCCACAGCAGGUUGUAAGGUGGUUGUAGGCUGGUGUAGGGGCAGGUGCUGCGUCAGGCGUUUUAAGAGCAUGCUCUCGCAGACUGCCUUGUGACCAGCGUGGUGCAGUUCUCUUCAGUGUUGGGGGGCGCAUGGCAUCCAGAGAGGUCCGUGCAGCUCCUGUCCCCAAAUGUAGGCCUGUUGACUGGGCUUCCGGCGUUGAAGAGAAUGAGCUAAUUGAUGAAGCUGCCUUGAGUAUUUUGUGGUGCUUUGAGAAAGCGAGGGUGGUCUGUUACCCAGGCUUGCCGCCCAAUGUUCUGGUUUAGUGCCUCUCACUUCAUUAACCCUUUUGUGCUGUUUUUGCCAAGCUAUAUGCCAUGAUAGCCAUCGUUUAAAAUGCCAGCUCUGUGUCUUGGUCACACACCAGCAUGGUCAAGGAAUGGGAAACCAGGGUGAAGCUGUGCAGAAAGAGGCUGCCUCCCCUAGUUGAGAACAUCGUUCCUGGACAUAGCACCUCCUCUGCUCCAAGGAGUGAGCUGACGAGUGCUUGGGGUGAGAGAUAGGAUGUGCCCCCCCCCCCAAGGCAAUAUCCAGUCUCUGAAUCCAUUAAGGCUCUUCUUUGAAAGUCAAAAAUGAGAGUGCUGCAGCUGCAAAGAUGGGGAUCAGAACCCUGCCCCUACCACAGAUGGUUGGGGAACUGGCUGUGUAUAGAUCUUUACAGUAUGUUCUCUGUUCACACCCUACUCAUCCCCUGCCUUCCAAAAUGUUGGGAAUUUUGCUAGCGUGUGAAUGCAAAAUGGGCUGUUUCAGAAGCAAGGCCUAGAUAUAAAUUAAAUAAAAAAUAGAUUGUUGUGAAAUAUUUCUUCUGCCUCAUUACAGCUCUUGUCUUGCCUGUUAAAACUCCAGUGCGAGGCUCUCCUAGACAUCUUGCUUGCCUCUUUUUCCACCUGAUUCUGCUUAUUCCCGUUGUGGGGAGCUUGGCAGUAAGGCUUGCCUCAUAAACUGCAUCCAGAGCAGCCCUUACAGGACUUCACUUUGACCUCCUUGUGGUUCAGUACAGUUCUUCUUGUUUGCUAUUUUUGGCAGCUGGCAUAUUUUGUGCAUGUUGCUCUCCUCUCCUGUUAGCCACUUGCAAAGAAUUCCUUUUUGUUUCCCAUUCCUGCCUUUCUGAAAAUGGAGCUGUACGUGGUUCCGAGGCAAAAACGAAUAGCCAUUGCCUGGAGUAUGAGAAGAUGCUUUGUGCACCCCGCUGUUUAUAAAUGUGAUGUAUUUGGUACUGUAAAGGUAAUGAUCCUCAACCACAGCAAUAUUCCGUAACAGGAGGAGUCUUUGUCACAUUCGCUGGAAUUACCAUGUUCAUUGAUUUGUGUCUGUAAAUCUGCCUCUACCCUUUAAAUUUGAUCUAUAAUUGGACCUCCUUAAAUGGUUCAGAUAAGAUAGUCUGUAUUUUCUCAGCAAUGUCACUGUCAGCUUCUCCCUUUUCAUUAUACAUUCAGCAGACUUGAUAAAAUCAGCAGGACACCUCAUUUGAAACUCUUUAAUCGCUGCCUUUUUCUUUACUAAACCAUUGAGGUGGUCAAGCGAUGUACACAAAUCAUUUUAAAUGGAAAAUAUGGCUUUCUGGGUGACCCAGCUAAACAGAUAGUGGUAUGCAAAACAAGUUAAAAAGUAAUAAAUGCCAAAAAAUCUCCUAAUUGGCAUAAAAAAUUGUCGCUAACUUUAUUCAAUCUCCAAAAGCAGAGCAUCCUGAAAUACUGUCUGGCUGCACUGAAACAUGAUGAUGAUGUCUGUGCAGGGAAGAUUCAAAUUCUCUUCUGAACAAAGCUUGUUUAAGAUUGCCAAAUAGUUCAUAGCCGCUCUUUGCGUGGACUUGUAAUGCCUGGAGCCGACAUCGGAAAGGGGCUUCUUCCGUUAGUAUUUUUGUAGGACAGCUCUUGAAAUCGCCAAAUGUGUGUGUUUAAACCUUUGUGUGUGAUUCAUGUUUGCCACUCCGGUGUGCUCUGCCUUACUGUUUUUUUAGUGCAAACUAGAAACAAUCCAAAACACAAUAAAACAAAACACAAUUGAACUGGGGUAGAUGAGACUGAAUGGCCACCCGGAUUCCUCUAUCUUUCUGUGCACAUGCUAAACCAACCCACUGAAAUAAAAUGUUCCUUUCAGCUGAACCAAAUGAUUUUAAAGCCCUAGUCUGCCUCUUCUCAAAGCUUCUGGCUUGGUCAUACAUGGCUCAGUAUAUAUAUUUCUAGAAAAUAUCUCAGCUGUUCUAGAAAUGUUGCCCCAAUCUAUAUAUAUUUAAAAAAACUCCAGGAUUUAGAGAGGUGCUUCUGGUGCUUCUAAAGGCCUGGGCAUACCCAGUAGGAUUUUUUUACUUGCCUUGAACAGCAUGGCCACCCACCACCCUCUCUGCCAUACCACUCCACUAUUCACUUUUGAUAUUGAGAAUAUUUUCAAAAGCAUUUGGGAAGGGGGCUGGGGUUCAAGAAAUAAAAGCUGAACAUGCUCCCACUAAACCCUGGUGCAGCUUCCGUUGGGAGCUUGGUACGAGUUAUCAACCUGCUUUUCCCCUUUGCCUUCAGAGCAAGGCUCCGUUUGCUACUGAGCCUGGACAAGAGAUGCUGCUCUAAAGUAGCAAAACAAAUGUAUAGGAAUGUAAAUCAGUAUUUGUAAAGUUCUGGUCUCAUUGUUGCCUUUUCUGUUCCGCCUUUGAAAACCACAAUGGUGUAUUGGAUGCAACCAAAAAAAUUAAAACGAAAACUUCUCCUUGCUCUUUUCAGGUUCAGGUUCAUUGGCAGCCAUGGCAGUUUUUGAAGACAAAUUCAAGCCUGACAUGGAGGUAAACACUCUCUCCGCCUCCUGUGCUCCCACUGUUUAUUUGUAAAAUUGUGAUAGUAGCAUAGUGUAAUUUGUAAGAUGGGGUCCUUUGAAUGAUCUUUAAUGGUUGGUUUUCAGUUACAGCAAUGCCACAACAGUCUGAAGAGUCACUUUGUUGUCUUCUGUGGGGAUUAUCCAAAGCAUUGUUUCUGUGCUAAUAAAUAUGCACAAAACUUGAGUUAGACACAAAACUGUAAAAUGUGUGUACCUGUGGAGAAAUCCGUGCAAGUCUGACACCUGUGCCUUGUGGAUGUAAUUGCAGGAAUUCUUCAGGAUGUGUUAAACACAUACCUAAUGUUUCCUCAAAUGCUGGUGUUUCCAGAUAUUUUGUGCCUGACUCUUUAAGCUAUGAGUGCAAAAGUGGAAGGUAUGGGUGAUUAUUGGGUCUCUAGUCUGUGCAUGUUCUUCACAAAGCCACAUUCUGUGCCCUUGAGGGGAUUUUUAAGUGGAGACGGGCAUUGAAGUCACUUUUUGUGGCUUAGUGGUUCUCUGCUCCCAGCUUGUCAAGGGUGAAAUCCUCACUACCAUAUUUGUGUGUUGAAACAGCAGAAUGGCUAAAAAUGGGAGCAGAAAUAGUAUGUUUCUAGUUGCUUAAAGGCCAGCCUGAUUUAAGCAAUUGUCAUGUACACAAUCAAGCAGCAUUUUUAAUUGGCUGCUGAAUUGAGCAUAAACAGGAAUCCAUUAAUUUUGGUUGGCUAUGGUAGCUGCUGCUGCUGCCUCUGAGUGUCUGAAAACAAUGUACUUUGCUUUCUGAGUCCUUUGAAGGAAGCCCAGUGCAAGGUAAUGGAAGAGCCCCUACCUGUCCCUUGCCAGAGGUGUUCACUGUUGGAGGUUCUAUUUAUCGUCACAGAAGACCAAAAUGUGACUCAGCACUCAGUUGAAGUUGACAGCUUGUCUUGGGAAAGCAAUCACCUUCAGCCCAACAUUUUUACUUGAUGGGUGAUUGUGUUAAUGAGUUGGAUCUUAACUGCUGCUAUCCUGGUAAUAUCACUACUUAAGUCACAGUGAACAUCUCCUAGAUAGGCCAGGCUCCUGUGUCCCCUCGCAGAGUACACAAGGCUCAGAUUAGCAGGCCAGAGCUAACCCAGCAAUUCUGAGCUUUUAUUCUUGAUUGGGAAUGGAUGAGAAUGGAGAAGACCAACACUUUGUGUGCCUGUGGUGUCACUUGUCAAGGUGCAGAAGCAUCACAAAAGAGGGGCUGCCCCACUUGCCCCAGGGUCUUCACACCUGACUGUACUGCCUUGGCAGUCUUUUUGUUUGUUUAUGAUUUCACUGGUUUAUUAAUUUCCAUACCACUCUUCAUCCAAAGAUCAUCAUCAUUACUAUAUUAAUGCUUUGGACAGAGCAGCUUGCUCUGUCCUCUGACUAGAAGAAAGAAGCAAGUUUCCAUUUUGAAACAGCUUAUAACCACAUUUUUGGGUUUAUAUGGAAGAAUUGGAGUGAGGAUCCCCUCCACUCUUGCCCCGUUCCUUCUCCUUCAUCUUCCAGCCACUCCCCUCCCUAGUUGGAAAAAAAAAUGUUUUAUUGGCUAAUCUGGUUUUAUGGGAGGGAGGGAAUUGUAUCCUGCUCUGCCUACUAUAGAUAGCGUGGACUACCCAGUGCAUGUGGGUUUGGAUGGCAAAAAGGCUAGGAUUCUGUUUGUGUGUGUGUGUGCUGUUUUUAACUAUGAAGGGAGGCUCUAUCUUGUCCAGAAUGAAGUACCCCUUUUUAGAUGGGUGUUUUCUAGCACAAAUUCCUUGAAGGUUUAGUAGCAUAACAGGUUGCACGAUGACAGCUCCUCUGUGAAAAGACUGAACAAUAUUUGGUAAAUCUCUGUACCACUCCAAUGUGUUAAUGCUGAAUUGGUCAACUGCUGAUGCGCAUGCAGUGAAAAGAACUUUAAAAAUCUUGGUGCCAUGGUCAUUAAAAUGUGUAGAAAAUUAAUAUUUUUCCUGUCAAGAUUAAUGCAGCUCCUUUGUUUGCUAAUUGUCAGAAUAUCUUGAUGGAGCUUUUAAAGGGCAGUGGUGUUCUUCAAGACCAUCACAUCACAGAGAAAUGAUUCAAAGGCAAACUGUCCUGCACCCUCUGGUAUCAACUUGCAAAUUAGCAUCUGGAAUCUAAUUAAACAAGCUUAAUGAAAUCAGCAGCUGAAUACUGCAGGAAAAGACAAUCAGCCCCCACCCCCUCUGAUAUAUAUUCUGUACUACUGAAGCCGUUCACCAAAAGCAUCGUGUGAGCACAGUUAAAGAAAUUAGCAUUUAUUUGAAGACAAGGAACUGGUUUUUUUCAUUCUGUUACGCUUUUGGCAUGCGCCAGCGUCCCCAGAGAGCCGUGCCACAACACAUAGUGCACAAUAUUUAUAAAUCUGACAGGCAAUAAUAGCAACUUGAAAAAUUUCUUUUGCUGGAAUUUCAAGUUGAGAGCUGCCAAAAGCUGAGAGGAUCAAACCUGCUCUGGCAGCUGCUGUGCCCUACAGUGAGAAUAGCAGACUUUGAAGAUGUUCGACUUAAAAAAACCAGGACUGCAGGCUUAGCCAAUUUUUGCAGGUUUCUCCAGCCCUGGCUCUCCGCCGUUUGAAGAUGAGUUGUUGAAGCUUCUACCACUGCCUCAGGCAUCCUCACACCAGCAGGGCUUGUCCCCCCCCCCCCCACCUCCGACCGCGUCUUGAGUUUUAGGUAGCAAGUGGCUUUGUUGGUGCCAAGUGUGACAGCCCUUCCUUAGGCUGUAGCGCAGAGUCUGUCUGUCGAGCCUUCUCAGGAUAGAUCAGUGGUGGGAUGCUGGCCUCCUGAGGGGCUGUUACGGAUUUCCAAGGAUGGCAACUGCUUUAGGCUUAAAGCUCAGACAUGUUGUUGAUGCUUCAGACACGAGCUUGAGCCCCUGGCCACUGUAGGGCAAGCACAGUUGUUCACAUGUGCACCUAAACUUGCCUGAAAUAAGAAUGGGAGAGUGGUAAAGCUGUUGAUGGCUUUGGUUGAAUUCUUGGAGCAGGGUUAUACUGUUUGCAUUCUGUAGCAUCUUCCAGUAGGAGAAAUUCUAGGCCCCUAGGGACUUUUUCCCCUCUACCCUUGUGCAAGGCUAACAUCUAAACAUUUAAUGCUUAUUCAUUUUAACUGAGAUUAAAUCUAGUUUGGGCAACCUGCAACCUUGGGGAGAGGUUGUAUGAGGGAAUACGCUGCUUCCUCUUGCUUCAAGGAGAUAUGGUGGCAUUUUUAUAUGGGUAGCUCUUCUUCCAAUCGCCAGUAAUGUUGAACCUAUUAAUAUGCUUAGCAAUGACAGAAAAGGGUAUUUCUUAUCUUUUUUUAAAUACUGUUAAAUACUGUCAUACUUUAGAGGCUUGGAGACAAAAGGACCAGAAUUAAUCUUGGCCCAGAUGAACCAUGCUGAUUUGUUUCUCAUUUCUGCCUGGAAACACCCCUGAGUUUGCAGGACUGGUGCAUGGUAUGCAGGACUUGUGGAAGGAAACAAGGGCUGAAUGCUGGUAGGUUUGCUGGGCAUCUUGCUAACAGGGCAGCAGAGCUGGACUACAGCUGAUGAGGACUGAAGGGGAGGAGGAGUGUGAGGAGGGAGGAAGGUGAGGGAGAGUCAGCUCAGAAGAGGUGGAAUUGCCUGCUGGGCUGCAGUCCUUCCUUACAGUCACAUUUACUCACCAUUUAGCAGUUUGAAGUUUUUUUCCCUCCCGCAGCCUUGACCUGACUUUAGAAAUAGUUUCUCUAGCAGUUUGCUGUUCCCAUUGUGGCAGUUUGGUCUGUUGUGUUGGGGUGGGAGAAGCAUUGUGCUGUCCGAUUUCAUUGGUCCAUCAUGCUGACAUAUUAUUUAUGUUGCUGUUAGGAUUGCCCUUCUCUGAAGAAGGCCUUGCAUUCCAUUCUAAGACUAGUGGUGUAUUAUCAGAUACUUUGCACUUCCUAAUAAUUGUUUACAGUGGUACCUCUGGCUGCGAACGCGAUCCGUUCCGGAGGCCGGUUCGCAACCUGAAAAGAACGCAACCCGUGUCUGUACGGGUGUGGGUUGCGAUUUGCCGCUUCUGCGCAUGCGCAUGAUGUCAUUUUGUGCAUAUGCACGAGCAGUGAAACCUGGAAGUAACCCUUUCUGGUGCUUCCGGGUCGCCGUGAGACGCAACCUGAAAACGCACAACCUGAAGCAAACGUAACAUGAGGCAUGACUGCAUAUGAAAAAGGGAGAUGGCAGCUUCUGGAACUUGAGAGCAGCCUCUGCAGCGCUGCCCUUAAGGGCAAUGCACUAUGUCUAUUACUGCUUUGGUAACAGAGACAGUCAUGCAAAGUACAAGUGAGCCCCCAGUGAAAAGCAGCAAGUGCUGUUCCACGCCUUUUUCAACCACGGGGGCUAAAAGAAAGCAUCAUUCAGAACACCAAAUUCAGCCCCACAUGUUGGAUUUGAACAGCCUCUGCAGCCCAGCCCAGUCAGCCAUCUGAAAUCUGUUUUUGUUUGCAGAUGUGAGGCAUUUCGCCUGCAAGCCAUUAAGCUGUAGCCACUCCCCAGAAGCUUGUUCCCAUCAUGCAAGCACCAUGACAAAUGCAUUGUCUGCAAUUCUCUUCACAUUCCCACUGCAGCGGAAUGUGAAACCCCUUUGCUUUCAUAGGAUGAGGGUGGCUGGUGGGUUCUGUGUGCAGAUCUCACACGCCCUGCAAAGUCUGUGGAAAGACACAGUCCAGCCUCCUGCCUCCCAGAGCGUUUUCAAACCACAGCUCUAGAGUGCGAGGGUGGACUGGCCAGUGGACGGCUUUUCUGGACUUAAACGGUGGAAGAUUCAGGAUCUGUAGUUCAGGAUGGAUGUGAAAGAGCAGGGCUCAGAUGGGGAUGUUGUGGAGAGUGAAGGAAAUGACGGACAUAAUUAUUUGCGGCCAGGCGCCUGAUUAAUGGCUGACAACAAUGCUGAUAGUUGGGAGUUUUUGUUUGUUUUUUGACAACCGCCGAAACUUAAAACUUGAUCAGGUGCUGGCGCCUCAUCAGUCUCAUUUAGGCUUCCUGUGUGAGUGACUGACACUCUGGAGCGGUGACACGCUGCAUAUGAAUGCUGGCUUCAUUAGUGGGGCUGAUCAAAAUGCCCGUGUCCCUGCCACAGGGCUCAGGUGUGGGUGUCUUCUGGCUAAUCCCCCCAGUUGACACUUGGUGUUUUAAUGACUCCAUGGGAAGGUGGCCGCGUGCUGGGGGGGUUUGCCAGCAGACGGUGGAGAUCAAGGGAGACAGCCUGCAUUAAGCGGGAGAGCUGCCCGAGCAACCUGCAUCCCCACUGGCAGCACACACAGCUUAUGCAGAAGGCCUUUCAAAAACGGGGCCCCUUUGCGGGGGGGGGGGGGGGGGGGGGAGCCCCCACCGCUUUGUGUAGCGCUGGUGUUUGGUGCUUGCACUUUGCCUUGCCGGCUGCAGCCUCUCUGCCUUUUUCUCUGGGGCAGGAAUUGUGAAGAUUUGUGCAAGGAUCCUGGUAUUUCUCCAAACUCUGUCCCCCCAUUUCCCUCUCUUGAAUACAGACAUAAUUGGGGGUGCUAAUUUGGAUUUUCCUUCAUCAAUGGAACUUUCUACCUGGCAUGAAUUUUUCUACCUGGCAUGCACAAAAAAAGAAUCCUGUGGAACUAAUUAUAGAAAAAACUCUUUUUUAUUUUUUAUUUAAGGGGGGGGGAUUUUCCAGUGAUUGAGUAUCUUGAGCUGUUUCAUCAGUGUUCUCCCAUAAGGAAACAAUACAUAAACGGUGGAAUAAAACAUCACACUAUUAUGAGCGUUCCAUCUGCAGAAGUAUUUCAGCUAGGCAGAUGAAAUGAUUCCCCUUUUCUCCCCCCAUGUAGGGUUCCAGGGGUCCCCCCCACUCCAAUUUCAGAGUCCACACAAGGGGAGGGGGGAGAGGAAAGCCCCAUUGCACCAGCUGAAGUGCUUGCAUAGGGCUUCCCCACGGGGUUUCUUAGGUGAAUCCCACCCAAUGUUACCUUAAGGGUCCGAUUUCUGUUAACACUGGCAGGCCUGCAGUUGCUUGCUAGUUUUCUUUAGUACUGUGUAUAAUUUGAAAAUGAAUGCUGAACUGUGGCACCUUUUAAUUGAAAGGUGCAGCAACAGCCCGCUGAACUUUGUGGAAACGAAGUUAGUGCCGUUUAAAACCUGUAUCCUAUUAUAUGAGCAGGUCUGCUCACAGUGGACUGUUGAUUGCUUUCACUCCUCGCAGAGUAGGUAUGCCAGACAGGUAAUUAUUUUUGAUGCAUUUCUUAGGAGCCAAAUAUUCAAACAGAAGUUGUAUUACUGUUGUUUCUCGAACUGAAGGAAAUGGUGAGUUUUUCCUGGAAACCCCCCCCCCCCAUAAUGCAAGACUGGUUUGGUGCUUCUGCAGCAAGCAAGAGUUCUUAAUACAAAAUACAUUUUGUAUGCAAAGAGCCAAGAAAUACUAAGUGGAGGAGGGGGUAGGGAAAUGUUUGUUGUGAACUUUGGAGAGAGGUUUUAUUGGAAUUCCCAGAAUACUUUAAUGAUGUGGUUGUGGACUCUUCCCCUGCCUCUGAGAUUGAUUUUUUUCCCUGUUGACAGUAAAACAUGAACAAAUACACCUUAAUACCCAACAGAGGGUUGCUGUUAUAAGACCGUUCACAAUUCUGCAAGCUGCCUUUUCUUUUUCUUUUUGGCUCUCUGUCCAUUUCCACCUUUCUGCUCUCACACAGAUCCAGCUCCUGACUGCAGCUGUGAGAGGAUGGAUUAAGAAGAUUUGUAAAAUCAAGGCUUUUUUCUCGCAGCAUUCGCUUGCUUGAAUUUUGCUUCCAAUCAGAUCUUGGUUCCAUUUGCUACCAUUUGUAUCAGUAACAAAUUAAAUACGCCUGUGCAUUUGUGUUUAUCUUGUAGUAGUAAAUGAAAGCCUGGUGUAGGCUCUUCCAGACCCCUUGAAAAUUCAGGUGGAGGCUGGCUCUGUGAUGUGAGGUUUUAUCCAGCAGAAUGGCGGUGGCUGCUCAUAUAAGAAUGAAAUAAGAGGAGCCAGCCUUACUGAAUGGUAGUUCUAGAAUCAUACAUUUCUGCCUUGGCAGGUAAUUCAACAUAAAUUGUUAAUGUAAAUUCAGGUUAGUGGGGAAGAUAUUUUUUACUAAAAAAGAUAAACUGCUGAUUAAUUCAGUAUAGAACUCAAUUACAAAUUGAAAGGGCCACUGCGGGACUCCAGAACCCUAAAGACAACAGAUGUUGAAUUGAUACUCCAGCAUAUUUCACACUGGUAUGAAAUAUUAACAUGGUUUAUUAUACUUGUGAUGUAGAUAUGAGAAAGGGGAGGUCUGGCUUGCGUGUGUUUGUACUAGUGUGUUGUGAAAAUAGCAAAGGUUCAGCCAGCUGUAAUUAAAGGCUUUAAGAGACGGCUGAUUCAGGGAGGAUCUGAAGAACAAAGCCCAGUAAGUUUGUUUACAGUUUGUUUUUAGAUGUUUACAAUGUGCAGAAGACAAAUCAUACAGCAUGACAUUUUUGCUAAAUGCCCCAAAGGCAAGGACUCUUAUAUUGAACCUUGGCCUGCUUCAGAUCGAGUUUUGUAACAUGGGGUGAAAGAAUGCUACUUUAGACCUAUGUGUCUUGUGAUUCCAUUUGGAGAUUCAGCCUCUUUUUUCCACUUUAUUAUGAUGUCAGAAAAGGUGGGUAUGCAUGGUCCGUGGCUGAAGUAGUAAUGUUUCCUUGCUUCUCUGAAAAGCUCCUACCUGCAGUAACCCAUUGCAGAGCACCUGUGUUCUUGUAAAAUGUGGUCAACAGAACAGCCCGAAGGUUUGCUGUGCCAGAAUGUGGGCCAAGGAUAAGCUGUAGCAGCACACAUGUUGAUGGUCAAGGCCCAGCAUUACUGCCAGGAGGUCUCAUCCAUGCAUGCAGAGUUUAUUGUCAUGCAAAGCGCACUUCAAAUAUCAGCACCCAGACAAGGAGUGAAUUCUCGUGAUGAAACAACCUCUUGUUUAUUUAUUGUUGCCAAAGCUUGUGUGUCUAUGCUGUCUGUCAUAGCUAUAUAGGCAACCUAGACAACACCCCACCCCCAACUCCCAGAUGUUUAAAUUCUCAAACAGCGGGGGACCCAUGACCUCAUAAUUUCUCUUGCAUUGAGAUCUGGAAGAUUACAGUGUGGUUACAUCACCUGUUUGAUUUCCUGCCUCAUUGAAGCAAACAUUCACGUGGCAUUUGGUCUGUAACAUGGAAAGCCACCACCUUUAAGUUCCCAGUGUGGAACUGGGAAGUUGUGAAUCUUUUGUGUUCCUAAUGCUUUUACUCCUUGCUGCUAAAUGCUAACUAGAACAGCCUGGCUCUGCUGCUUUAGGAAUAUUACCAGUGAGGUAAAAUGCUUCACAAAUGUACACAGCUUGCUGUAGCGUUACAUGCUGGAGGCCAGGUUAGGGUCACUUCAUCCAACUAUUUCUGGAUGCAAGGAAGAAAUUGCUUAAUUGGGUGAGGGUCAGUAUAGGAGUAAAUCUAGUCUGCUUGGAUAAAGUGGUGCCCAUUUUGAAAAUUAUUUGUAUGGCAGCAGAAGCUUCUGUGCUGCGUUAUUUUUUAUGGGUCCUUCAAUGCAUCAGUUCAUGAACAAGUCUGACCUUUCAUUACGUAACUCACUAAAUUAAUAUGAGAGUGUAUAUCCUGUACAUACUGAGAUUUUUUUUAUACCCGUUACUGCUUUUAAAUUAAUACAGCUAAUUAAUACAAAAUAAGUUUUCAGUGCUAUCCUAUGAAUGUUGAUUUGGAAGUAAGUCCCACCAAGCUCACUUGGAUUCCUGGGUAAAUAAAUACGCCUCGGAACGCCUCCUUUCCAUGGAUGCUAGAUGAUUCUGUGUUGUGGGGUGGGGGAGGAAGGGAAACUUGUGGCCCUCCAGAUGUUGUUGGACUUCCAACUUCCCCCAGCCCCAGCCAGCCUGGGGCAGUAGUGAUGGAUGAUGGAAGCUUUAGUCCCAACAUCUAAAGGGCCACAGGCUCCCCAUCCCUGCUGUAGGAAAUUGUCUCUUUAAUUCUAGCAAAUGGAGACUUGGCGUAUGUGGGGUGGCCUCACAUUGAUUUCCUCUGCCCCUGGUCUCCUGCCUUUGUGAUAGCAGACAGCAGUGUUCUCCAGUUACAAAACUUGUGUUUCUUGAUGACUUAGGAACUUGCGUGAAAAGCACUGGAUGGAGUGGAGAACUGGCACCACAAAUUUCCCUUGUCCCAAAUAAAACAAUUGCUUCAGCAGUUUCUGGGUGAUUGCUCGAAAGCUAAAGUCAGAAGAAAGCAAUAAUCUUGCCAUCUUAUUCCACUAGGAGGUUGUGCUUCAAAGCAACAAUAUCUGAAUUGCCUUCCCCUCCUAUUGUACUUUGGGAAAUAAGCAGCAUUAGAACUCAGGUCUGCAUAAGCCUGUAUGUCUCUGUCAAUUGAAGUUGGGGGCUUCCAGCCUUCCCUCGCCUUUUAAAAAAUAAAAUAAGGGAGGGGAUGCAGGAAGUAAUCAAACCUUUUUGAUACGGAGCAGCUGCCCUGGGUUGGUUCUCUUCCUGAGCUUCCCAGCAGAUUUAGCUCCGCUUUCAGUUAUGUAUUGAUCUCGACAGAGUUUCUCCCAGAAGACAGGCAUAUCCACAUUUCUAUACAAUCGAGGCUGCCGAUUACUCUUCCAUGGUCUAAUUAUCCUUCUCUAGGCUUUGGUAUCCUUCAAGAGCUAUCGUUUUGCUAGUCCCAAACUCCCAGCACUUCUGUAUAGAUUUUACUGCCGCUCUGACCUCCCGAAUGCCCCCCUCCCAGCCCAGUUAUCUCUCUCAGAUUCUCACUUAAAGUAAUUUGUACAUUUUAUCUUUUUUAUAUAUAUAUAUAGCGAGGGCAUAGAACAUAUUCCAUCCUUCCACAUUGGAACUAUGGUGAUGUGUUUCAAAAUGUCAGGAUGCAGCUGUUUACAGGCAACCCAGAAUACUCUUGGUGAAUUAAAGGCACCUUUUCAUGAGGUUGGAGUAGCUGGAUGAUGAAAAGCUGAAAUAACUUUAUGCAGGCUCUAAAUAUGUAGAAAUGUAUUCACCUCUCACCCCAUUUCAGUGGACUGGCAUUCUCCAGUCACAGGUUAUUUUUUCUAAGGAAAGAGACAUCCAGAAAUGGACGUGAGGCAGUUCUGGCGUAACAUUUUGUAGAUGAUGAAGUGACUUCUUUGCUCGCGACACAGCCAGCCUGCCUUUUCACCCGCAGAGUUGUCUCCUGUAUGUGCAUUUGGGUGCUCUAUACUUUUCCACCUGCAAAUCAGUGACCAAGGCACUUACUUGUAAAACAAAUGUGGAAGUGUUGUGUCCUGGGGAUGGGGAAGGGGAGAAACAGACCUGACUUUGGGACUCUUGCCACGGCUGUUGGAGAGGGAGGUAAUCUAUCAGUUUUGGAGCAUCUACAAAAUGCAACUCUCCUGAUAACGGGUUUAAAGUAAAGAUUUAAUACCGUCCUCUCUCUACUAUGAUGUUGCAGUGACAGUUUAAAACUCAUUCUCUAAAUCUCAGCAGACUUUACAGCCAGCAGUGGGCCAAUAUAGAGUUUAAUGGCAUUACAACACAUAAAUCAUCUUUUAAAGAUGCUACCAGUAGCUCCAAAAUUAAAUGCAGACAAUGUCCUCAGUUAUAAAUAAUUUAUCAAACACCAUUUCGGAUGAGCCUUCAUGCUGAGUUAUUUAUUUUAGCCUUUACUGUUCAAUUCCUCAGAUACGUUUUGAGAGAUCCAUUACUGGUCAGUUUAAUGAACUUGGGGGUCUGCUGUGCCCCCCUCCAGCAGUUUGGCACAUCUGUGGUGACCAUUACAUGGCUGGUCCAGACCUCUUUGUGCCUUUUACAAGUGCUGCCCAUUUGUCAUGUGGCGGUAAAUGGAGGAGCACAUUGGAGCCUUGGGACCCAUUGCGUGAUGCAGCAAUGGAGGCAAGCCGAGCGCUCCAUAAAGGGCUGCUUGUCACAGCUGACUUGUAUUACAGUCCAUCACUCUUACUGUAAUCUCAUUUAAGGAGCAGCCGUGGGCCCCAGAGAAGGAUAUUCCCAGUUAGCUUGGGCUUUGCAACCAUAAAGGAGGAAGUGCUCCUUUUAUAUACUCAGAACUUUUAGGGUACUUUUUUAGAUUAAUUAUUGCCCUGCGUCAUUUGUGCUACCAUCGUUAAGACUGCGACUGUCAGCACAUUCAAUAUACACCUCUGUUUUGCAGCUUUAAAAACUUCGUUCGGUGGUAGGAAUUAGCAUAUGGGGCAUGUAUGCAGGGCCAGUUUUUCCUGAGCAGUGUUUCACAGUGCCAUUCUUGAGCAAAAACAAUAUUCCACUCAUAUGCAACUGUUUCUUUAAUUAAUAGGAUUUAAUAAAAUGGAUGUUAAAAGUGUUACGUGGGCCUGAUGGUAGUAGGUGGUACUUGAUUUGGUAAAGUGGAGUUUGGUUUUGUCAGUUUAAACAUGUAAAAUGGCUUUGAAAGAAGGCUAAAAUAGUGUUGAAUUUGGCAUAGAGCAGGCAGGCAGCUGUAUUUUCAGUCUGAGGAAGAAUGCCUCUGUUUUUCUGGUGGUGUCAAGUAUUAUGUUUGCUUAUUUCAGUAAAUCUUUUUUUCUUGCUAAACUGAGGGAUGUGGCUGAGAUAGGGUCACAUGAACAUGUCUGAGGCUUGUCUAAGGACUCAUAUUUGAUGACAAAAAUCCUGGAAGCCCAUCUUUCUGCUUUUCUGCUUUUAAUUCUGCUUUUAAUUCUGAAUCAGGACAAAGCUUAGUUUGAGUGUGUUCUGAACAAUCAUUUUGUUCAGUGGAAGCAAAUGAGGCAAGCAGAAUGCAGACCUCUCUGCCUGCGUCACAACUGAGCUGUGAGACUCUUGGGGGCUUCUGCAGGAAGCACCUCUUGUGGAGAAUCUCUGGAGAGUGCUGAACAACUGCUGGGAACAGGCACAAGUUAAUUUAAAAAAUUUAAUUAAUUAAUUACUAUACCACCCUAUACUCUGAGGUCUCAGGGCGGUUCACAGAACAAACUCAAAAUAAUAACCUACAAAUUAUAUAAUCAAAAUAAAAACAAUAUCUCCCCCCCCCCAUUUUAAAAGGGCAUAGGAUGUCAAUUAAAUCAACCAAAGCUUGGUUAAAAAAGAACUUUUUUGCCUGGUGGCUAAAGGUGUAUAAUGAAGGUGCCAAGCAAACUUCCCUGGGGAGAGCAUUCCACAAAUGGGGAGCCACUGCAGAGAAGGCCCGUUCUCGUGUUGCCCCCUCUGGACUUCUCGAGGAGGAGGCAUAAGAAGAAGGGCCUCAGAAGAUGAUCUCAGGGUCCAGGUUCAAAUGGAAAGUGGUACAGUAUUGCGAUCUUGAGCCGUUUAAGGCUUUAAAGGUCAAAAACAGCACUUCAGAUUGAGUUCUUUGAAUUCAAAAUAUUCAAAGUAUGUACUCCAGAAUAACAUCUAACUGUAUUAAUGUCCAGCUGUUCCUCAGCCUGCUAUGUUUUGUUUUCUCAAUCUUCUAUACCAGGCACCUAAAAUUUGCCCUUUUCUACCCAAAAAGUCCAAAAGGAGCUCUUCAAUAUUAUUCUCAUUAAAUGUCCAAAAUAGUUCUUCUCUGUUCCAAUACGAUGAAUUUCUCCUCAAGGAUUCCGACAGAUCUUAAUAGUACUGUAUAAUAGUCCAUAUUUGUUUACUUGUUGUGUCUUUAUUAAUUCUUACCCAAUUCCAUAUAUUCAAGUACUAUUUCCGGUUGACCAUGCCACAUCUUAAAGAAAAAAGGGAAAACACCACUUCCAUUCUUUUUCCAAACCAAUCGCCAAAAGCUUAAAGGCUUUUUCUUCUGUGUUCACUUCAGUUUGUAGUCACGGCCCUUUCUCUCUCAGCUCCAUCUUUGCCAUCUCCAGUUGUCUCUUAAUGUCUGUAUUCAUAAGUCCCUUCAUCAUCAUAGCAACAUCCACUGUCCAGACAGCUGUAUGGAUGUCAUUGCAUGUUCAGGCAGAUCUGGGUCCAUAUCUUUUUCCACAGGUUCUGAGCAUUCUUUAAUCUGAUGUAUCUUUGAUGUAUCAAAUCUUUUUUUUAAUGUUUUAUGCAUUUCAGCUCCUAACUUCUAUCAGUUGUUCAUCUAGUAGUUGGCAUAUGAUACCAACAAUCGAUGAGGCAUUUGGUGUUGUCUUUGCCGUAUUGGGUUCUAUUAAUCUCUCCCUUGGCAGUAUCUGGUUCACAAGAAGCUUGUGUCUGCUUCUUUAUAUAUAAGAUUCAGUUUUGUUUUCGCAGCCAACACAGUAUGCAUAAGAUGGAGACUUACAGGCAGUAUAAAGUGAAGAUUUAAAACAGAUUCAGAGUCAUCUUAUAAGUUGUAUUCUUUCUUAGUCACCAGUGAUUAAGAUAAGCUUUUUGGUUAUUUUUUUAGCCUCUUAAUUAGUGUCUUUUAGUGCUUUUUUAUGUUCUGGGUGCUAAUUAACUAGCAGAUAGAAAAUCCACUUUAUAUUUAUUUCCAGUCUUAGAAAUAGUUAAAAGUAGGUUUUGCCAACCUAAUCUAAGGGCUGUUAUGUUCUGCUUCUGGUGUGAUGAAUGUUUUCUUCUGAGCAUGUGAGGCUUAUCCCUGAACUCCCUUAUCUCAAAAGGGAGUUUGGGUAACCAAGAUAAAUACUUUGGUUAUCGUGAAUCACCGCAUAAUUAUCUCUGUCAAUAGGAGUAUCAGCAAUCAAUGACUAGUUUGCCUUUUUCCUCCCCGGAAGUCCCCAAUGCCCUGCAAUCCUGGGAAAGGGCAUUUCGCUAACAUAUUAGCUGAUUAGACCAGGAGGCUCUCGCCUAAAAAACGCUGAAUUCAUCAUUUGUAAGCAUCCUCCGUUGCGCUGGAGAUCCUUAUCCCAAGCACCUUUUGAAAUCCAAAUUUCCUCCCCUCAGUGGGCCUGUAGAGGGUGCUAAUGUAAUGGGAAUCACUUUCCAUUUUCUGCUGUGAUUUGGUUCAGAGUACUGGUGGCCAAAACAUAAAUUUUCUACUGGAAAAUCAACUAAAAGGAGGAGUUUGCUCUCAUAAAAAAAAUAUGAGUGAGCUUUGGUUACCUGCAUAGGAUGUUACUUAACAAUAUCCUUGAGGGAUUAAGGAAUAUGGUUUCUCUUAAUGAAAUUUCCAAGUCAGGUUAGUUUGCCUUUCUGUGAGUGUGGAGACUCACCAGAGUGGGUGAUCAUGAAUUCGCUAAUUCUUUUCCUACCGAAAUGGGUACCCUUUCACCAUAUAUGGGUAAUGACGCUGGACUGCAACUCCCAGCAGCCGUUGAACACAGCCAAAAAUAUCUGGAGGACCACAAAUUACUCAUUCCUUUGAUCAAAAUUCCCUCCUUCCCCAAGUGGAUUUUGGUUUGGGUGUUCUCUUCCUUGGAAUAGCUACAGCCUUUAUGGAUACACUUCUUUGCUUCUUUGAAUUGAGCAAUAUUUCCAGUUGCACAGGUUCUACCGAAGGGUUUCUGGGCCUUGCAAACAGAUCCUGUCCUGCAUUUGGUUUCUACUCCAGUGGAGGCUGAUGGCCAGCAUUGUGCAAUUGCUUGGAAAUACGGGAAGGGGCGCAAAUGUCUGAGACCCACUUCGAUUUUUUUCCUAGGAGGAAGAAGCCAAACAGCUUGUGAGAGAUGCCAUUGCAGCCGGCAUAUACAACGAUCUGGGUUCUGGCAGCAACAUUGAUCUUUGCGUCCUCAGUAAGAACAAGCUGGACUUUCUCCGUCCCUACGAUAUGCCCAACAAAAAGGGGAAGAGGUGAGUGUGUCCCUGUUUCAAUUGUUUCUACAGACAAGAGAGUUAAACCUUCAGAUACCAGGAACAGGCCGAUUAUGCCUUCCGAGUGCAAACACUUGUAGUUGAAAUGCUACAGGUAAUCGUAUCCCAAGUGUUGAGGCUGCACACUGUUCCAGCUCAGAUCAUUAAAACGCACUCCUGAAAAAUAAAUGCACAAGAAUUGUUCUGUCUGAAGUAGUUGUCAGCCUAAGAGAAGGUUUGCUCGUUCCAAAAGUGGAGGGAGUUAAUUUUAAUAGGAGCGAAGGGCUUUUUCGAGAGACGUGCCCAAAGACUCCUGGAUAAACUGAGCAGUUAUGGAAUAUGAGGAGAGGCCCUCGUGCACAUCAGAAAUGGUGAGAUAGCAGGAAGCCAAGAGAGUGGAAAUGCAGGUGGCUCAUCAUUUAUGUGGGGGUUCCAUUCCGGGCCCCUGCACACAUACGCAAAAUUGCAUAAAAUGGGGAGCACCUGGUGGCUUGUGAGGAGACCAACCCCAGAGCCGAAAGACAACCUUUUCAGGAGGGUUUACUCAUGAAUGAGCCUGAAGGGUGUCAAAACAAUCUGAGACUGAAGAGCUCCAAAGGACCUCUCCAAACUGAGUGAAAGGGAGGCAAAGGAGCAAAGGCAGUUGAGUGUAAUAAGUGUAAAGUGAUGUAUUUUGUAGCAAAAAUAAAUAAAUAAUAAUUUCACAUAUACACUCAUAGGGUCUGAACUGGCAGUGACUGAUCAGGAAUGAGACCUUGGGUUUGUAGUGGAUAGCUCAAUGAAGAUGUUGACUCUGUGUGUGGCAGCUGUGAAAAAGGCAAAUUCCGUGCUAGGGAUCAUUAGGAAAAGAAUUUAAAAUAAAACGGCCAACAUCAUGGUGCCAUUAUACCAAUCUAUGGUGGAACUGCCUUUGAAAUACUAUAAACAGCUCUGGUCCCCUCACCUUAAAAGGGUAGAGUUGGAAAAAGUUGAGAAACGUUCAACCAAAAUGAUCAAGGUGGAGCAACAGGUUGAAACCUUUGAGACUUUUAAGUUCACAGGAAAGGCAAGCAAGUGGUGACCUGAUAGACGUUUAUAAAAUUAUGCAUGACAUAAAGUGGCUAGGGAGGUUUUCUCCCUCACAACAACAGAACUCCUAGACAUGCAAUGAAGCUGAACGUUGGAAGAAUCAGGAUAUAUAAAGUACUUCAUGUGGAACCUGCUCCCACAGGAGGCCAUGAUUCCGUUAAGGGAGGUUAAGGCUACCAGGGGCUGCUAACCAAGAUGCCCGUGUUCUACCUCCACUGUCAGCAAUAUGCUUUGGAAGACAAGUUGUUGGUAAUGGCAGGUGGGCAGAGUGCGGUUUUGCUCAUGUUCUGCUUAUGGGCUUCCUCAAUGUAUCUGGUUGGCCACUGUGAGAAGAGGAUGCUAGACUAGGUGGGCAAUUGGCCGGAUCCAGGAGGCUGUUCUUAGCUUCCUAAAGUCCAGCGCAAAUAGUAUGGUGUGAAAAGGCAGCAGCUGGGAUUGUGACCCUUUAGGGAGACCAGUAUUCCCUGUACAUCUGCUUUGUCUUUGCCAAGGCUGUUUCAAAGUAGGGAAGAGUCAGAACUUUCCAUUUUUGUUGACAAGGGAGUAGCCACUUUGUUGUGCAGUUUUCCAUUCUGUUCCUUGCACCAGGUUAUUCUUGGAGUUGCACUAGGACGUGGGCAAUAACAAGAACUGCAUUAUUUUGCAUGGCAGCAGCUAUUUGCUUCUUUCAAAGACUAGAAAGGACCGUUUGGGAACAUACUACUGACCGACCUUGAAAAAGGAUCCUGUCUUUGCAGGAGCCACUUUCCCUGUGCUUGUAACCUUCUGUAAAAAGGAAAGGCUUAUUGUAAUCAGCUUUCUGGGUCACUGUCCUAAUGCAAUCCACAACUCCCCGGAAAGGUCACCUGGGGUUUCCACUCAUAGCCUCCAACUGGGCUAACUGGCGGCACUGACAUUCUCUCUGUCCAGGAGCGGUUCUUCAAAAGCCAUAGUGCAAGAGGGAUAUGGAUUACAAAUACAGAAUGAGGUGCUCUUGGCAGGGGGAGAAGCUCUAACUUGGCUUUCCGCUCCAAAAUGGAGUCCUCCUUUCCAAUAACUUUGUCUUAGAAUGUAUUCACAUGCAGCAUUCAACCGUUGUAUUUUAAUCUAUGGGUCCAGAUGCCUCCCUCUUGGCCCAUGUCUAACUGGAGUCUGGCUUGUUGUGACUUGUAACUCUGGGCCUUGUGGUUUGUUUGUGUGGUAGUCAGAAGUGGGCGAUUAACCUGCUGUGUUCUAUCUGGGAAAGGGGCAACUAGCAACUAGAUCUAAGUAUAUAUCUCAAUCUCCAUCUGCCCCCCUUGUUAGUGGGAUUUCUGGCAGACACACAGUACUCUAUAAUUGUUUCUCUAUUCUCCACCCUCAAACAGGCAAGGGCGAUACAGCUGUGAGAGGGGAACUACAGGUGUGCUCUAUACGAAGGUUACACCCUUGGAUCUUGAAGUGGCAGAUGAGACGGUCCAAACAAUGGAUACAUCUUGACUUCCUGGAAACUUCUGGGCAGUGGAAGAGGAUUGAGAAUUUUCAUACAUGAAUUCUGUAUCUGUAUGCUGGCAUUAAUGUUCUGUAUGCAGAUUUAAUAAAAACCAAUAUGAAUUGA